Messenger RNA from Strongylus vulgaris, 255 nucleotides. The record is from the annotation of a GenBank genome assembly. Lineage: Eukaryota; Metazoa; Nematoda; Chromadorea; Rhabditida; Strongylidae.
AUGGAAGUGCCAAGUCAAAUUCCAAUUCAGAAACUACAUACAUCGAUGAUGAGCCAAUCAAGAGGCGCAUCUUUGGCGAAAAAGGACUUCAAGAUGAGCUAUCGGCCCGGACGAACGCAUCCAGCCUUCACAGGAGUUCUGACAAGCGAAUGCUGCAACGUGAAGUUCGAAUCGUGCUAUUCGUCCAACCGCUGUAUGGCGGUGAAUGUUGGCAAGUACACGAAACGAAGUACAGAAGCCAGUGUCAUGGAAUAA